Messenger RNA from Pichia kudriavzevii, 3378 nucleotides. RefSeq lists its product as uncharacterized. The record is from RefSeq and is a predicted model, not a curated record. The transcript has a single exon. Gene Ontology annotation, molecular function: DNA binding; nucleosome binding; ATP binding. Lineage: Eukaryota; Fungi; Ascomycota; Pichiomycetes; Pichiales; Pichiaceae. Gene Ontology annotation, biological process: nucleosome organization; regulation of transcription by RNA polymerase II. Gene Ontology annotation, cellular component: chromatin; nucleus. Bases 1 to 3378 code for a protein of 1125 amino acids.
AUGACCACAUCGGACGCCAAAAUAUCACAAAUUGAUCCAUUGGAAUCAAAACCAGCCAACAACUUACCGGAUAGUGCAACAAUAAACAACAACGAGAGCCAUGAAGAACGCUUGAAGAGAUACCUAUUAGAUACAGAUCCUCUGAAGGAAUAUAAGAAACAUAACUCACAAGAUGCUGCUACUCGGUUCCAUUAUUUAUUAUCUCUAUCCCCAUUAUUCCGUCACUUUAUUGACGCAAAUGCAACCAAUGACAAAUCACUGCACAAAUUAAUCAGACAAAUCGAUCAAAAACAGGCAACAGGUAAAUCUUCGGAGAAAUCCUCAAGCUCCUCCAAUCGCCGCAAAAGGAAAUCGGAAAAGGAGGAGGAUGCAGAACUAAUCAACAACGAGGAGGAGGAACUAGAAGAUUCAUCGUCGCAUUUCUUAACUGAAUCUCCAAACUAUAUUGAUGGUAAAUUACGUGAUUAUCAAAUCCAAGGUCUUAAUUGGUUAAUAUCAUUAUAUGAGAAUCGACUCUCCGGUAUUCUGGCAGAUGAAAUGGGGUUGGGCAAAACCUUACAGACUAUUUCCUUCUUGGGAUAUUUACGUUAUUAUGAGAAGAUUGACGGUCCAUUCCUUGUUAUCGUACCAAAAUCAACAUUAGAUAAUUGGCGUAGAGAGUUUGGUAAAUGGACUAAGGAUGUGAAUGUGGUUGUUUUGCAAGGUGACAAAGAAUCACGUAGUCAGAUAAUCAACGAAGUCUUACUAAAGGCUAAUUUUGACGUUUGUAUAACAUCAUUUGAAAUGGUCAUUAGAGAAAAGGCUAAACUUUCUAAAUUCAGGUGGCAGUAUAUGGUGAUAGAUGAAGCACAUAGAAUAAAAAAUGAACAGUCGUCUUUAUCACAAAUAAUUAGAUUAUUUUAUUCCAAGAAUAGGUUAUUAAUCACUGGUACUCCUUUACAGAACAAUUUGCAUGAAUUAUGGGCACUUUUGAACUUCUUAUUACCCGAUGUCUUCGGAGAUAAUGAAAUAUUCAAUGAGUGGUUUGAAAAAAAUAAUAAUAGCAUCGAUGGUGAAGAUGGGGAAAGUGAAGAAAAGGCUGAGGAAAAGGACAAAGAAGCUGUUGAGAAAUUGCGUAAGAUCUUAUCACCAUUCUUAUUGCGUCGUGUUAAAUCUGACGUUGAGAAAAGCUUGUUGCCCAAAAAGGAAGUCAAUGUGUAUGUUGGUAUGACGUCGAUGCAAAUCAAAUGGUACAGAAACUUGUUGCAAAAAGAUAUCGAAGCGGUGAAUGGACAAGUGGGUAAAAGAGAGGGUAAGACGAGAUUAUUAAAUAUUGUCAUGCAAUUGAGAAAAUGUUGCAAUCAUCCUUACCUUUUUGAUGGUGCAGAACCUGGACCGCCUUUUACAAAUGAUGAACAUCUUGUUUACAACUCUGGCAAAAUGAUUGUGUUGGAUAAAUUGCUCAAAAAAUUAAGGGAACAAGGUUCAAGAGUUUUGAUUUUUUCACAAAUGAGUAGAUUACUUGACAUUUUAGAAGAUUACUGUUAUCUUAGGGAUUAUGAAUAUUGUAGAAUCGAUGGUUCUACCGAUCAUGAAGAUAGGAUUCAAGCUAUCGACGACUACAACGCACCGGAUAGUAAAAAGUUCAUAUUUUUAUUAACUACUAGAGCUGGUGGAUUGGGUAUCAAUUUAACCACUGCAGAUGUUGUUAUUUUAUUUGAUUCUGAUUGGAAUCCCCAAGCAGAUCUUCAAGCAAUGGAUAGAGCACAUCGGAUUGGGCAGAAGAAACAAGUUAAAGUCUUCAGAUUUGUCACUGAAAAUGCCAUUGAAGAAAAGGUCUUGGAAAGAGCAGCACAGAAGUUAAGGCUAGAUCAGUUGGUCAUUCAACAAGGUCGUAGUAGGUUUUCGGAGGAGAAAAAAGAUAACAAUAGUUCGAACAACAAGGAAGACCUAUUGAAUAUGAUUCAACAUGGUGCUCAAGAAGUUCUUGAUGGAGAUGAAAAUGGUGGUGUGAGUACUGACAUUGAUAUUGAUGCAAUUCUUUUGAAGGGUGAAGAGAAAACAAGAGAAUUAAACCAAAAGUUUGAAAAACUUGGCCUUGAUGAUCUACAAAACUUUAACGGUGAUCAACAGUCAGCGUAUGAAUGGAAUGGUGAAAAUUUUGCCAAAAAGAAAACAAAGGGUCUGGGAAUUUUUCUCAACCCAACUAAACGUGUUCGAAAGGAACAACAGUAUAGUGUGGAUGGUUAUUAUAAGGAUGUUAUGAAUCAAAUGAAGGUUGCACCUGUUGUCAAACCUAGCAUCCCCAAACCUCCUAAACAAUAUCAACUAAUGGAUUUUCAGUUCUAUAAUGCUCAAAGGUUGCAACUAUUGUUCACUAAAGAGCUUUUAGCGUAUAGAAAGAAAAUUCAUUAUCGAAUUGGAGAAGAAGAUCUGGAUCUAGAAAAUAAAAAAUAUGAAAACUUUGACUAUAGUGAGUACUUGAAAAUGGGUAAAAGAGAUCAAAAGAAUGCGAUUAAAGAGUUGAUUAGUCGAGAACAAGAGAAAAUCAACAAGGCUGAACCAUUCACGAUUGAUGAUAUUAAGGAGAAAAAUAAAUUGCUGGACGAAGGUUUUGGCAAUUGGAAUAGAAGAGAAUUUAUGCAGUUUAUUCAUGGAUGCGCAAAGUAUGGGUCUAAGAAUUACUUGGAAAUAAGUAAUGAUGUUAAGGGUAAAGAUGAGAACGAUGUUCGGCUGUAUAGUGAUGUUUUUUGGACCAGAUAUAAAGAAGUUGAUGGGUGGGAGAGAUACUUAAAGGAGAUUGAAUCUGGUGAAAAGAAGCUUGAGCGACUUAAAAUGCAAGGUGAAAUUCUACACAGCAAAAUCAAAGACUCCAAUAUACCUAUUGAAGACUUGACCAUAAUGUAUCCGCCAAACAACUCCAAAAGGAUGUAUUCAUUAUUAGAAGAUAGGUAUUUGUUGAUCAAAGCUGAUGAGUAUGGACUAACAAAUCAGUAUGUCUAUGAUCUAAUCAAAAGGGAUAUCAAUAAAGAAGAAAUGUUUAAGUAUUGCUUUUACUUCAAAUCACGUACAACCAAUGAAAUAAGUAGAAGAAUUGCUACACUAUUACUUGCAGUUUCCAGAGAGGUAGAAGGACCAGAUGCAUUCAAGAGAAAGAGAAGGGCAGGAAAGGAUAUUGCAUUAUCCAAUGGUAACAAGGAAAAUAAUGAUGAAGUUGAAGAUAUAAGCUUGGAGACCAAUGGUCGAGUAAUAGAGAGCUUAGGAUCCGAGUUAGACGAAAGCACUCCAGUUAGCCGACAGGAGAGCGUACUUACUAUGGACGAUGAGGAAGACGACGGUCCCGUGAAUGUAACCAAGAAGCGGAAAUUGGAAGAUAUUUCUGCUUCUGUUGUUGUAUAA